Talaromyces proteolyticus is the source of this 890-nucleotide messenger RNA. Its product is annotated as oxidoreductase. Gene Ontology annotation, molecular function: oxidoreductase activity. NCBI's taxonomy places the organism in Eukaryota, Fungi, Ascomycota, Eurotiomycetes, Eurotiales, Trichocomaceae. The transcript is spliced from 4 exons. The coding region runs from base 1 to 852 and encodes 283 amino acids. The record is from RefSeq and is a predicted model, not a curated record.
AUGGCCAAACUCGUGCUCGACGGUGGCAUUGCUCUUGUGACUGGCGCGGCCGCGGGAAUUGGUAAAGAGACAGUGUUUUCAUUUGCGGAAGCUGGCGUGGAAGGCAUUGUCCUGGCCGAUUUGGACAAAAGUGGUGCCGAUGACGCUGCAGUAGAAAGCAAAAAGCUCGCAAGAAAUGCAAAAUUCCGGACUAUAGUAGUCCAAGCCGAUAUAUCCGACGAAGCUGCCGUGAAUGGGAUCGUAGAUGCCGCCAUCAAAGAGUUUGGGAGGAUAGACUACUGCGUUCAUUGCGCUGGUAUGGGGAAUAUUUCUGGUGCUACAACGGAGAAUAUCAAGGUUGACAUUUUUGACAAGACGAUGGCGGUAAAUGUACGGGGUACAAUGCUGGUUGUACAUGCUGUAUCAAAGGCGAUGGCAGGCCAGGAACCACGGACAUAUCACAGCGUUCGUCAUGGGUUAACACGUAGUCUCGGUCGUGGUUCAAUUGUGACUGCUGCCUCGGUAAAUGCGUUUGUUCCAGCACCAGGAAUGCUACCCUACACAUCUUCCAAACAUGCCGUGAUUGGUAUUACCAAGACAGCUGCUCUCGACAACAUAAAGAAUCAGAUUCGCGUAAAUGCCGUGUGCCCAACCUGGACGAAUACGCCGAUGCUGCAAGCCAGCUUAAAGCGGGUUCCUAUACUGGAACAGUCUAUCCAAAAAUUCUCGCCCCUUGGAAGGGCAGCGACAACAGAGGAGGUGGUUGAUUAUAUCAUGUUCUUGUCCAGUCCGUCCGCAAGCUAUAUCAAUGGAACAUGCCUGAUGCUUGAUGCGGGGUUGACUUUGGCGGCACAUGGCGCUGCGAAUAUUUGACAUACGGAAAGAGAGGAUUAGAAACACUGAGUAUCAAC